CAGCACCGGGUCCAGAGGAGCGCACCAGCCCAGCCCUCGCCGCGGAGUCCCCCGCCGGGUAGCUUUGGGAACCACCAGAAGGAAGCAGAUCAUCCUACAACCUACUGACAUGAUGCUGGCUGCCCGUGUCUCCAGACCCCUGUCACAGCUCCCGGGAAAAACUCUAAGUGUCUGUAAUAGAGAGAAUGGGACAAGACACACACUGUUGUUUUACCCAGCAUCCUUCACUGCAUCCAUCCGUCGGACUUAUACCAGUGAGGCAAAUGCGGAUAGUGGCAAAGCUGUCCUGGUCACAGGCUGUGACUCCGGAUUUGGGUUCUCUUUGGCCAAACAUCUACACUCAAAAGGUUUCCUUGUAUUUGCUGGAUGCUUAAUGAAGGACAAAGGUGAUGCUGGGGUUAAUGAGCUGGACAGCUUAAACAGUGACCGACUAAGAACCAUCCAGCUCAAUGUCUGCAAUGGUGAAGAGAUCGAGAAAGCAGUAGAGACCGUCCACUCCAGCCUGAAGGACCCUGAAGAGGGAUUGUGGGGCCUGGUUAACAAUGCAGGCAUUUCAACAUUCGGGGAGGUGGAGUUCACCAGCAUGGAGACAUACAAAGAAGUGGCAGAAGUGAACCUCUGGGGUACAGUGCGCACAACGAAAUCCUUCCUCCCCCUUCUCCGGAGAGCCAAAGGCCGUGUUGUUAACAUCAGCAGUAUGCUGGGCCGAAUGGCCAACCCAGCCCGCUCACCUUACUGCAUCACCAAGUUUGGGGUAGAGGCUUUCUCCGACUGCCUCCGCUAUGAGAUGCACCCUCUGGGUGUGAAGGUCAGUGUGGUGGAGCCCGGCAAUUUCAUUGCUGCUACCAGUCUCUAUAGCCCAGAGCGUAUCCAGGCCAUUGCCAAGAAGAUGUGGGAUGAUCUUCCUGAGGUCGUCCGCAAAGACUAUGGCAAGAAGUAUUUCGAUGAGAAGAUCGCCAAGAUGGAGACCUACUGCAACAGCGGCUCCACAGACACGUCCUCUGUCAUCAAUGCUGUCACACAUGCCCUGACAGCCGCCUCCCCCUAUACCCGCUACCAUCCCAUGGACUACUACUGGUGGCUGCGAAUGCAGAUCAUGACCCACUUUCCAGGGGCCAUCUCUGACAUGAUCUACAUACACUGAAGAGCUACAGAGGCCUCUGUGACCAGGGGAUCUGAUGGGAGGGAGAAGGAUGAGGGGAGGGAGUUCGGACAGUUACCUUCUGAUUACACUUGUGGAUUACCCACUGUCUUAGGAAGACCUAUUUUAGCAUUAACCUUACUUGUGCACGUGGUGAAUGGGUCUGGACCUUCACAGAUGUGAGGGCACAGGUGUGGCCCUAAGCCUCAGGGCCAACAUGGUGCUUCUAUCUAUCUCAAGCUGAUUUUAUACAAAGAUUUGUGGGAAAUAUCUUUAUAUUAAAAAUAGAUUGUUAUAAUAGAAUCCAAAAUCAUUUUAAAGCCAAAACAUCCAUUCAAAAUAUUUAUCCUUAA
This is a messenger RNA of Phodopus roborovskii (desert hamster), 1494 nucleotides long. It is a transcript of the gene Bdh1, whose product is annotated as 3-hydroxybutyrate dehydrogenase 1. The record is from RefSeq and is a predicted model, not a curated record. Gene Ontology annotation, molecular function: oxidoreductase activity. NCBI's taxonomy places the organism in Eukaryota, Metazoa, Chordata, Mammalia, Rodentia, Cricetidae. The transcript has 7 exons. Bases 110 to 1144 code for a protein of 344 amino acids.